AUGGGUGAAUCCAACUGUCCUGUGCCCAAAGGCGCAAACGACUAUGGCGAGACUGGGUCUGCUCAUAAGCCAUUGCUAUACGUAGCUGGCGCUGGCACCGCAGUCACCUUCCUCAUCUCCGUGGCACUCAUCUUCAACCACCUUCGUCGAUACCGAUGUCCCAAAGAACAACGGCAGAUCAUCCGCUUGGUAUUCGCUCCGUUCGUCUUUGCAAUCGUAUCCUUCUUCGAGGUCUUGAGCUACGACGCCGCACCCUAUCUCGAUCCGCUUGGCGACUUUUACGAGGCAUUCUGUCUGUGUGCGCUCUUCCUCCUGUACAUUCAGUUCGCCGCUCCAGGUGGGACGUUCGACAACGAUACAUUCGAGGCUGUCAAGGCGGCUGAAGAAGGCAACGAGCUCAACUUUGACUGGCCUCGCAUAACCUGGGUCUUCGUGUUCCAGUAUCCUCUGACUGAGCUGCUUGCCCUUGUGAUCCUGGAAGCGACUCAGGCCGCCGGAGUUUAUUGUGUUCAAUCGCUCAACCCCAAAUAUGGACAUAUCUGGUACACGAUCAUCCAGUCUAUCGGUGUCGGCGCGUGUGUGUUGGCCAUCCUGAAGUUUUAUGGACACAUGAAGAACCGCCUGAAGGUACGCAGGGGUCUCGCAAAGCUUGUGUGCUUCAAGCUUAUCGUCUUCCUUCGCUUUGUCCAAAGUACUAUCUUCAACAUCCUUCUCGACCACAACGUGAUCAAGGCCAGCAACACUUUCACCUACUACGAUGUCCUGUAUGGCCUGGAGAAUUGCAUCACUUGCGUCGAGAUGGCGAUCCUCGCAAUCGGGUUCUGGUACGCCUAUAGUGCGACCGAGUAUAGCACUGCAGCCAGACCUCACCACACUCGCCUACCUGUCCACAAGGCCAUCUUGAAUGCCCUCAACCCCUACGACUUGUUUGCUGGCAUUGGCAGACUCUUCGCCAUCGUUCUCCACCUCAAGCGGACAGGUGGAUUUAAGGACUGGACAGCAGCCAGGAAGGCAGGCAAGGCCGAGAAUCAAACUGGGCAAGCGCAGCAACGACGCGACCAAGGGCGUUACCAGACGCUCGACGGCAUGGAUUCACUCUCGCGCCCAGAUGCUGCCUAUGAUGGCGCCAACUCGCAGUAUUACGACACCUCGUACUCGAACGGCCAGGCUUUGUACCAGCCUCCUUCAGGGUCGCCGCCGUCCUAUGCAGACCAGUCGAGCGGGUAUCUCAUGGCCGAUUCUCGAAGGGAGCGAAGUCCGUCACCAAACGGACGUGUAUGGGACGGCCAGCGAUAUGAUCGUACCCCGUCUCCAUCGGGGCGGUUUGUCGAAGGGCGAGACAUGGUUUAG
Zasmidium cellare ATCC 36951 is the source of this 1350-nucleotide messenger RNA. RefSeq lists its product as uncharacterized. The record is from RefSeq and is a predicted model, not a curated record. Gene Ontology annotation, biological process: transport. Gene Ontology annotation, molecular function: transporter activity. NCBI's taxonomy places the organism in Eukaryota, Fungi, Ascomycota, Dothideomycetes, Mycosphaerellales, Mycosphaerellaceae. The transcript is spliced from 3 exons. The coding region runs from base 1 to 1350 and encodes 449 amino acids.